ACGUGUGACGUCAUCAGGAAGUUGGCUCGGUAACAAAAUGGCGGAGGCUGCUGUUGAAAGUCCUGUGGUUUCUCAGAGAUUCUAUUGUCACCAAUGUAGUUCAGAAAUUUCACCCAAACUUCCCGAUUUGGUGUGUCCGACAUGCGAUGGUGGCUUUGUUGAACAGAUGGCAGAUGAGCCAGAACAGAUUUCACUUCCAUCAUCAAUAGAUCUUGAUCCUGCUGCACAAUUCACAGAGCUCUGGCGUCGAGCAUUCUUUGAAUCUUUCAGACAAAAUGCAAUGCCGCGAGAUGACAGCUCAGAUUCCACAUCACUAGAAUCCAGUUCAAAUCCCACUAACAGUUCCGAAAGCCAAUUACCCUAUCAAACAAUUACCAUCCCCUCAGGAACGCGGAUAUCCAUCCGUAGUCGAGGUCAAGGGAGCGGGGGAGUCCAAGCCAGAAAUCCGUAUGUUGAAGGAAUCAUUUCAUAUGCAAGAAAUAUAUAUCCAGUGAGGCUUGUAAACUAUUUUUUGUCACGACUGGGUGGAGAGCACACCGGGGCACCUAUAAAUAUGUUACAGCUCCAUGCAAAUCCAGGUGAUUAUGCAUGGGGUACCGGUGGGUUAGAUACUAUUAUUACACAGUUACUGAAUCAGUUGGAAGGAGCAGGAGCUCCACCGGCAGACAGAGAAAAAAUAGAAAGUUUACCUAAAGUGAAGAUUACUGAACGUCAAGUCGUUCUAGUGCUGCAGUGUUCCGUGUGUAUGGAAGAUUUUAAACUUGACGAGGAAGUGAGAAAGCUACCGUGUGAUCACCACUAUCAUAAGGAGUGUAUCGAGAAGUGGUUAGAGUUGCACGGCACUUGCCCUGUGUGUCGGAAAGACUUGAACGGAGAGGAUGCAUAUGUGAAGGACCACGAAUCGGAGGAUGAGUUUAGAUACCUGGACAGUGACCAUUCCUCUAAUUCAGAUUCCGAGAGCGUCCACGUCGAACACACUAACUAACCGUCGUGGAACAUGGUUGGGAAACAUAAAAAAAACUAAAAUAAAAGAGAAGCUGUUUAAUCAGCAGGAGAAAAUCUAUAAACAAUAUGGAGGUGUAUGUUCUCCAAUUCAUGUCAGCGAUGGUGUGGUCGAGUGGCGAUAUAUAUAUAUAUAUGUCGCUGGUUACAAACAUUGAUUAUAAUGUGCCACAUGAUGUGUCGUCCACAUUGCAUACACACAUUCGCCAGGUUUGAAACUAUAACCCAUUGCUGCUUUGUUAGUGUGAAGCUUUCUAGUGACUAAAAGUGUUUUGAUUCACUCACAGUCGUGGGAGAUAACUGUGAUGUAAAAUAGCUCUUCAGUUGACUAACAAGUGAUUUGUUUUAUCUUACACUGAAUUGUCUUGUGUUAGCAACAGUGGAAAUGGGUCCCUCAGAACAUUGAAAAAUAUAUAUAUGUACUCAUGGAGUGACACAUUUGGAUAAAGAAUUUUAACAAUAUUUAGCAGGUGUUUUGGGGGUGAGGGUUAAAAGUAGCUGGGGCUAAAAGGUGGAUAAACUAAUUGAAAGUAUUUUUUCUAAAGUUCCUCCCACCACCCCACCCCCACUCCAAACCCUGACAAAUGUUUGUAAAAGAAAAUAUUUUAUUGCACUGAAUAAUUUAUAAAGUAUUGUCAAUAUUAUAUGCAAUACCUUUAAGAACAUUUAGUUCAGUAAAACCUACAUAAUGUUCAUAUUUUGUAAUCCAAUAUAACUAUGUUGUUCAUAAAUGUAAGAAUUCGACAUAUUGGAUUUUCUGUGUUAAUUUCCACCACAAGGGUGCUUUUGGAGGAAAUCCACACAAGACCAGAUGUAAAAUAAUGCGACUUUGAUUCAGUCCAUCCCUAUGAGCUUUAUAAGCAUUAAAAUGUAGGGUUAGUUGAUGACCUGAGUGUUCAGUGGCUGGAUCAGUUGGCUUUGGUUCCAAAGGCUUGGUGUUCAAAUCUCGACCUUUGCACUACAUCGUUCGUAUUGUUUAAUGCGACAUUGAGUUAGUAAUGUAAAUUCAGUUGAGUGGGUGGAACUCUUUCCAGUUUAACCUUGUGGAUGGAACUCUUUCCAGUUUAACCUUGUGGAUGGAACUCUUUCCAGUUGUAAAGGGACAUACCAUAGGUUUUAAACACUAAGGCAUAUAUUUCACUAUUGGAACCGUUUAUGAUCACUGAAAUCAAAUAUUACUUAGAUUUUAUUGUUUAGAUAUCCAUUUCCAUAUAACCGAAGUGUUUCUUGUCGUCUU
This is a messenger RNA of Gigantopelta aegis, 2239 nucleotides long. Its product is annotated as E3 ubiquitin-protein ligase RNF115-like. The coding region runs from base 38 to 985 and encodes 315 amino acids. The transcript is spliced from 10 exons. The record is from RefSeq and is a predicted model, not a curated record. Gene Ontology annotation, molecular function: ubiquitin protein ligase activity. NCBI's taxonomy places the organism in Eukaryota, Metazoa, Mollusca, Gastropoda, Neomphalida, Peltospiridae.